UCUGCGACCACAGAUUUCAACGAAACGCAAAGGGAGAGCCGCAGAUUUCCUAAGUGUUGAGCAAUGGAAAAUAAGAAUGGUGGUGCCUCGAGUAAAGGUGUUUUGGAACCUGUGUCAGAAACCUCUGACUUAUUUCACAACAGCGUUCUGGCUCCACUUAGGAGUGCAUACUUAUAUGAGGAGUCAAAGCAGUCUUUCAGAUACAAAUCAGCCUUCUUAAUCAACAACCCCAAACUGGAGGAACAGUAUAAUGCCUUCCGAGCAAAGAGACGAGAAGCAGGAUACUCAGAAGAGGAUCUUAAGGAAUCCUAUGGGUUUUUAUUGUUUGAUGAUGUAAACAAGGCUAAUAGUCUGGGAGAAACUGGUGUGCUCACUGGAAACAGCACCUGCACAACUCUUGGAGACCCCUCUCUGGGUGUGUAUAUAUCGACAUACUCUGACUGUCUGGACCCCAAUCGCUGGUACCAUGGGAAAUCUGGCUACAUUGCCAUCAUAAGGCUGACAAAGGGUAGAGUAAAAACUGUCUCAGAGAACUACACCAAGAAGUUCACAGAACCUUCUGUGGGGUUUGACUGCCACGUGUCAAAACAGUUGUCUGCGGUUUCUGCCAACACCAGCUCCUUCCUUGCCUUUGAGAGAACCCAGUAUUACAUGUACGAGCUGCUACAUGAUGGAACUAAUGAAACGGCCCAGUCUCUAAGCCAUGCCUGUCCAUAUGCUGUUGUAUCAUUUUCCUAUGCGGAUACCAAGACAGCACCUUUUGACCCACAGGAGAAAUGUGUGGAGGAAAGAAUGGUGUGUCAUUAUUUACCCUGGAGGGGUCAGCUCCAGAUGAGCACCCAGUUCUUUGAUGUUGGGCUGAAGUCCACAACAGGGGCCUUGAUACCUGCAAAACUGCCAGAAGUGGUGAAAGUUGACAAAGCCAUUUCCAUGUUGGAUCUGAGACAGUUGUUGCCAAAAUCGAUCUUUGAAACCUGCAUCUCUGGUGAAGUUUCUCUUGAUGGCAUAUGCUGCAGUCUGUAUGAGUUGGUUUCUUCUAAGAUGGAAGACUCCUCACUCUCUGGGCUUAUCCAGGAGCUCAAAGAGAAAGAUCUAGCUCUCAUCACUCAACUGAACGAUGGUGGUUUUUUAAUGCUGUUACAUUCGUCGCAUUUCCUUAAAUAUGAUGGCACUGGUUCCAGUGCAACUGAAGUACUGCAAGGCAUGUUUGUGUUUCCAGACUCACGAGCAGUACAGAGAGACACAAAAGUUGGACAGAGAAAGUCUACCAUUUCAUCAGAAGUUCUUCAGGUUCUGCCUGCAUUAAAUUAUGCAGAAAGUGAAGUGGAGAAAAGAUCCACUGACCAAAGUGAGGAACUAUGUGGGCUGUUGGUGCAACAUAUGCAGAACUAUGCAACAUUGAUAAAUCCUGGUCUGGCAGCAAGUCCCUCUAGGGAGGUCAGCAUUAUUCCAGAUCAGUAUGAUGUGCCUGAUGCCCUCAAACACCUCUACACAGCCCCAAAGUGGACUAACAGGGCAUGGCAGAACCUUAGGUCAUACCUGAGCCAGCCAGUCUCCUUUCAACUGCCAGUUUCCACGGCUACGGAGCUUUUGGCAGCUGGACAAGAGGAGCGUAGAGACCUUGAUGAUGAGGUCUACAUCUGUCUGUCAUCUCCUGAGGAGGCACUAGCCACUCCUUCUUGCACAGGGUCAGAGGACAGAGUGGGAGGCCAGGAAUCCCCUGAGCAUGCUGAGGCAUCUGUGGACAGUCCUAUAGGAGGUGCUGAAGCACAGGAAGACUCAACCAAUAUACCUCAAGCGUGUGAGAUGGUGCCAGAUAUUUUGCAAUCUGGAGAUGCUACCAAAGACAUUGAGAAACCUGGCCUGGCAGUGCUGUCCAAAACUGGAAUUAUUACUGGGCCAAAUAGUCUCUUGGUUUCUCCUACAUCAGGUGAACUCCCAGCAGAAUUGAUUGUCAGCAUUACAUCAGCAGAGGGAACUGCAGGAGUCAUUGAUGAGAGCCUGAGUGUGAUAAGUGCUGUGUCAUCAACAAAGCAUCAUGAGAUUCAGCUUUCUGAUUUAUCAACAGCCAAAUUACAAACAGCAGUUGUCAACUCACUGAACGAUAAGACGGACAAGGCCAAAAACCCUUCAGAUUGCGUAGAGGUCAGUCAUCCCCCAAAAACUCAUCAGGGGAAGCUACACAAGGGUCUGCCUAAAAGUAAUCCGUCAUCUAAAUCUUCUGUUAAGACUCUCAGUGUACAGACAGUCAGAUUACCAGUUGAGGUUGACACCUCUGUGAGUGAGAACCAUGACAAGGCCAAACAACACUUAUCAGACCACUUGGAGACGAAUAAACCCUUAAAAACUGAUUGGAGGAAAUUACGAAGGCGUCGCAAAGUUGGAAAACUGUCAUCAAAAAAUAAAAGAGUGAAAUCUGCUGCAGUUAAACUCAUGGAGAAAAAAACAGAGACCAACGAAAGUGACAUUUCAACAGAACUUGAAGCUUAUCCUCUGAGAAAGAAAACAGAACGUUGGGAUUUAAAGCCAAUCAUCUCCCAGUGUGGAAGAAUCUUGGUUCCAUAUGGUUCUGUGGAUACUGCUGAUCAGCUUAAGACAUUAAAAGAUAAGCAGAAAGCUACAGAAGAUGAGCAGUGCCUUGACAAAAUGACGGUUGAUACGCCUUUGAAAGGUCGUGAAUCAGUGGCAAUAGAGCAGGAAUCCAUACCUGCUUUAGAAAUAACGGGGGAAAACACGGAGACCACAAAAAACAUCGAUGGAGCAAACCCUCUUCAGAACCCAGUAGUCAGUGAUAUUAACUCUGAACACAGUGAGGAGAGACAGUUAGAUGGUGGUGGUUCAGUUGUGUGUAAGCUGGAUACCAAAGACCAAUCUUCAGAGAUUAUUGCUGAAGCAAACGACAAAGACCCUCCUCCUUCAGAGGCUGUUCAGAAAAAGCACACUGAUACUCCCAGCCUGGCAAAGAAUACAAAAACAAGUAAAUUUUUGUUCAGUAAACUAAAAUCUGUCAUAUUAGGAGGAAAGAGAAAAACAUCUGACCUUGUGUCAGAAGCAGUGUCUGUAAGUAGUGCGCAAGGUACUGAGCCUUAUCCCAAGAAGAGCAAAAGUGACAUGGACGUGUUGAAAAGUAAUGAUUCAGAGAGAAGUGUUUUGGACACUGGUGUAGGUACUGAAGAAGUUUCAAAGAUGUCUUCAGUAGACCCAAAAUUUGCAAAAGCCUUAGGCUUGACCCCUAAAGAGCUACCAAACAAAGCGCAAAAAAUUAAGUGCCAGGAUACCCCAUUGAAAGGAGACUCAUCAAGCCUAAUGGAACAAACCAUUUCAGAUGAAUCACCUCAACCCACACAAAGGCCUUCUUUAGUUCUUCGAGGGAAGGCUCGGAUGAAGCCACUGAAAAGGCAUGCAGGCAUAUCCCCUGAACAUAUAAAAAGGAAAUGGUGGUUGCAUUUUCAAACACCAGCUAUUUCCAGUGAAAUGCUCAAAUACAGUGCUUGUACUAAGAACAGUGCAGUCAGGAAGAACCUGAAGGAAAAAAUGCAUACUGCUUUUUCAUCUACAGAUGCUUUGACCUUACUUGCUGACUUGGCACUCAGUGCCAGUAAUGACCGGGUUCCACAACAGCCUGAUCCAGCACUUGAGAGAAAACUUGACUCAAGUUUGGAUGUGUGUGGCUCUAUAAAAGAUGUUACCAGUGCUGAACAAGAGUCAGUUCUUCAUGCUCUGCUGAAGCAGCCUGCUGUUAGGCCCACUGUGGCCCUUAAAAGUCCAUCAUCAAAUGGUCUUGUGGAAAGCAACGAUGAAGCUGUUUUGAUAUCUAAAGAACAUGCUUACUCACUGCCCCCAUCUUCCUCUCCACUGUUGGGUUUGCCAGGUACAUCCUUCCAGGUACCCCCUUUAAGUGGUUCUGCAGGCCUGCAGCUGCGUCACCAGAAUAGGCAUGAUGAUGGAAUUCAAGCACUACAUUGUCGCAAAGACAAAUGUGGACACAAACAUGGGGCACCAUCAAACCUACAAAAAGGCCUGUUACGCAGGAGGAAGUUCAGACACUCACGCACAUUUGUUGAUAAAGAUGGGUCUGUUCAAGUUACAAGACAGUGGAAAGAAAACUAUGACUUCAGUCUAGACAGCAAGUUUACGAAUGACUCUCAGGAUAAAACUGUCAUCCGAGCCCUGCAUGGCCCAUGGGAUCUCACCAUUCAGGACACUAAUGAAGAGGUGCGGCUCAUCGUCCACAUGUGGAUCGGUCUCUUUUAUAGCCGGUCAACAGCCAGGUUCUUUCAUAUUGACCCCAAUUUUACAUGCCCAUAUUCAGAAGGGAGUGAGUCUUUGGAAGUGUCUAGUGGAAUUGUAUCAGCCACACCCCAGUCUGAGCUCAAGGACAGCUCAUCUGCCCCGUUACCUACUACAUCCUCUGACAGUUCAAUUUCAAAAGCAUUGGACCUCAGGAAAAAAGAUACACCUGUCUUGAACCAAGGAGCUGUGAUUUUGGACCUUUCACUGAGAAACCCCAGUGCGGAGACUGUCUCCUCUGAUUCACAAGCUCUGUCUCAUAAGCAGACAGAAGCUACCCCAACCUCUGAAGUACUCAGAUCCUCACCGGGACUACAUGAGCCAAGUACUGCGUAUCAACAUCAAGCUCAAAAUCAGUCUCACAGAGAGAAGUUAGACUGCAUAACCUCACCAGUCAGUGACGUUGGAGGCACCUGUGUAAAUGAAAGUGCAAGUCCCCAGAAAGCUGGCUGUCAGGAGUGCACUGAUAUAAUCUCUUUGAAAAGUGAUGGAAAACCUGUUCUUUUGUGUGAAGAGGUGGGAAAAGAAGGGAUUCAGCUAAACAAUGUCUUAGAUGGGUCCCAUGAUGGAAAGACAGAAAUGGGAGAUUGCAGUGAAAAUUGGGGAACUACAGAGAUGGAUUUGAUUCAACAAGUUGGAGUUAAUUCAUCCAAAACCAUGGCAGACAGAGAGAUCCAUUCUAAGUGUGACUCUGCUGAUCUGGUUCACACUGUUGAGCGUGAUGAAAUUGAGUCUCAACAAGGAGAACAUACUAAACUCAAAGAAAAAACUUGCCAAGAAGACAAUGUGGAAUCUUCUCCAACAUUGAUUCAUAUAAAUGAUUCAACAGACAAGGAAUCAGAUAAAGUCAGUGAUGUACAUCAUUUGGAAAAUCAAGUGCAGUUAUCUGGGGAGGAAUUGAAAACACUCUCACCAGUUCGGUCUGAAAAUGUCAGUGAAGAUAGAAAUGAUCUAAAACAUGACAAUGGCAGCAAUGACAAUGGCAGCAAUGACAAUGACGUUCACCAUGGAAUGGAAGAUGAAAUUGAUUUGAAAGAAAGUUUCGUUUCAGUUGUGGAACCUAGCAGUGAUUUCAAUGAUAAAUCAUCAUCUACAUCGUGUGACAGACCUGGUUCCAUGGAGGGUUGCAUUGAAAAGUGUAAUGAAAAAGUCACACCGAGUGAAGACUUGCCUCAAAUGGAUAGUGACAAUGAUGCCUGCAAAAAUUCAUCGUUGCAGUGUGCAAACAGCAUUGGUGUCAUGGGUGAAGAUGACAUUUCAGGAGUUCCUCAAGUGGCACUUAACAAGCCAUCACACGCAGAGCAAAUUCAUAAUGAAUCUGUGGAUGAGGGAACACCAGUACACAGUGACAUUUGCUCAUUGGAUGGGGUACAUUCCAAGAAGGCCACAUUAUUGUUGAGUGAUGAGAACUCUCAUUCGCCCAGGAAGUCUUGUACAGCUUCUCACCCGACCAAGGAUGGUACUAUAAGAAAAAAUCAAAAAGAAGUUGAGGCAAAAUUUUGUAAUCAAAGUAGUGGUGAUUAUGAAGAUCAGGACAGCAAAUCUGGUGAAAAUGCGAGGAAUGUUGAUCAAGUUGUGGUAAUAAAAUUGCAGAAAGAUCAAACAGGAAUCUUGGUUAAAGAAGCAGACAACAAAAAGGAAAUAAAAGAUGAGAAAUCAGAAAAGCUGCAUGGUCAGGAUGAAAUUACAUCUAUUGGAAUAGAAUCAUUCAGGCAGGAUGCCUUACACCCGCAGGUCUUAUACCCCCAAGAAAAGGCUAAAGAUCUGGUUCAGUGUCAGAAAGAAAUCAUGUUUAUUAAAGAAACUAAGCACCAUGAAGGUGUCUUGGACACAGAUGUGUACAAUACAUCUCAAAAUCACAGUGAAAAGGUGCCAUUGUUGGCUGGCAAACGUGUAUCAGCUAUUGAUUUCAAUGAAUCUGAGUCAGUGGUGUGCAAAGAAACUGAGUCUGAUGACAGAUGCCCUACCCCAACUAUGGAUGAGAAACCAUAUGACUACAUACCUCACCCUGACCCUUGUAGUAGUAUCUCUGCUUCUGCUGGUGAGAAAGUUUGCAGAAACUUCACUCAGAAAGAUCUUAAGGGAAGCUCAACACCUACACAUGAUGAGCUGCCAUUCGAAUGGCAACUUUGUCAUGAGUCUUCAGUUAAAAGUCAUCCUGACCCUCAGUGUGAUCUUUCACAUGUAACAGAAACAGUUCAUCCUGAUCUUGAACUCAGAACUCUCAGGGUUCUAAGCAGCAUAGACAAGUACCUCUAUAAAUCUAGCCACACUGACGAAUCUAACCAGUUUGAAAAAGCUGACUUAUACCUUUGUCGGGAUCAAACCCCCAGGUUCAGCAGCAAAUAUAUCCCCACCAGUUCAGCGCCAUUCCACACUUAUACCUUGUCAAAAGAGAAGAAAAUAAAUAAGUCGUCAGGGGUGGCAUCAGCCUCUGCCAAACAAGACCUGCCCACAAAAUCUUUACAUUUCUUAAAAUCGCUAUUCAAAAACAAAUUUUCAUCAAAGGAAGAAUUAUUACUCCAUGUACAACCCAAGGAAUCUGACUUUUCAAUUCCUGAAGACUACUCUAAAAGAAGAGAUGACAUGCAGGACUCUUCCUUUAGGCAAGAUUCUUAUCAUCCAUGUACAACUUUUCAUUCUUCUGAGGAUUUAAAAGCUGUCCAACCAAGUACUGAGCAAGAUACACUCAAAGCAACUUUACAUUAUAAUUUAGGUAAUGAACCCCGUUCAUCCUGCCAGCGUCCUAUCAUGGCUGUGAAACCAUCUAAGAGUGAUGAAAUUCAAGCAGAUUACGUCUCCAAAAAAGACCAAAUUGAUACCUCUGUGAUUUCAGCUGUUCCCAGAAGUACACAAACUAAAACACCUGUUGCCAGCAACACCAAACUGACCACUGCACUCACAGAGAGACAGACAGUGAAUUUCAAAGGUGUAUCUGAAAAUUUGGUUGAAAAUGAGAGAGAAGGCAUCGAGUGUUCUUCUACGGUAAAUAGGGUAUCUAAUGAUCAAGACAAAAUUGGUACACUUAACUCCAAUAAAGCUAAAGGAACCCUUCCAGAUUCUUUAUAUCCAUACCAAAGUGGGGAGAUUUCAAACGUAAACAUGAUUCCUUCAUCAUCUUUCUCGAUUCAGCCCACUGAAUCUGAGAAAGGUUGCACCGGGAUUGUUGAUGGAAACCAAGAUUUUUUGGAAAAUUGUUUAGUUGAGAAAAUUGGACUAUUAACUGAAGAAAGUUUCGAAAUGGACGAAGAAGACAGCACAGUUCCAGUGUCAGAUGAUCAUCCUCUGGGAUCCUCAGUGACCUCACUCACAUGUACAAUCUUUAACUCUGGCAGAAAGAGACCAUAUUCUUUAUUGGAACACCUCUCUCAGAGGUGCCUACAAAAUGACCUCAUUCAGUCUUCAUUGGAGCAGGAAUGUCUCAUUUUUUCAGAACAAAUGAAACAGCUUCUCAAAAGAAGUAAGAAAGGACCUUUACACAGUCAUGACAAGAGCUAUGACAGAUCAAAGGUGUUUUGCACUAGUCCUGUCACAGUGGACUUUUCGAGUCUGGAGGAACAGGAGGAUUCAGUGGAUCCUCUGGAGGCCCUCCCAUCUCUUGUUGACCAGAAAAUCAAAAUAGACAUGCCUGAGAGGAAAGGUCUGGUAGACAACACAGAAGUGAAUACCUUUCAUCUUCAAAAAUUAUCUAAUGGAAAAGGCAACUCGGCAGGACAUUGCGGCAUUUCUGAUGUGACCGCAGAAUGUGCCAGGUUAUACCAGGCCAUGAUGAAUGAUGUUUGUGCCGGCAAAAGACUCCCAACAAACAUUAAUGGCUCCAGAAUGGAUACAGGUUUCCCAAAGUCUGAUUCAAGUAAACAUCUUGACUUCAGUGUUAACUUGAGUGGUCAGAUGAAGAGAGAAAUGUAUGAGAGCUUUCACACUAAUCUGAAUUUGGUCGUGAGGCGGUCCUGGAAAACCAAGUUCAGGUUCUUCAUAGUGAUGACAACAUCGGAUGAUGACUUCUUUGAAAAAACAAAGGCACUGCUAGAAGCAGAAGGCCAUACAGCGGUUCAGCCAUCCCAGUUCUUCCUUGAUGAUGAUAGGUCUUCAUCGCCUCUACUUAUCAUCCUCCGGAAUGAAGACAUCGCAGAGAACAUUUGUGAGGUUCCACGCUUGCUUGAACUCAGGAACUCACCAGAUGUGCUGUUUGCUGGAACUGACGAACCAGAUGACAUUGUGAACCUCACCCAUCAGGACCUCCUCACAGGGGGUGGUUUUAUAAUGUUUGAGAGAACAGCACUGGAGGCCCUCAGUCUUGGCAACAUGACAAAAAUUUCACAGUUUGUGGAAGAGCUAAGCAAAAAGCGUAAGUGGAAAUGGAUGCUACACUACAGAGACAGCCGUCAACUGAAAGAAAAUGCAAGGUUGAGUGCAGCGGCAAAGGAGAAGAAGCAUUUCAUGAGCUGCUGCCAAGAAGCAGGAAUUGUGGAGGUGUUGCCUUACCAUGAGUGUGACCUCAUGUCAAGAGAUCGGCCGGAUUAUCUCAAUUGUCUGGUCCGCUUGCAGGUCCAAAAUAUAUCAGCCCGCUUCCCUGUUUUUAUAACUGAUACUGCAGCAGACAGUGCAUUUGGGAAAAAGGGAAUUUUAACAAUGAAUACCAGCUCUUUCCUGAUGCUUUCUCCAAGUGAAGCAUUUACUGUCUAACGAACUGCAAAAGUCAAACGGUGACACUAAAGAAUUUCUGUUGUAAGUCAAAUCCAUGGAGAUAAGCAACAUGAUGUUGCAUCUGACAAAAAACAAAAAGAAAAAAACAAUCACCUGUAAAAUAGUUAUUUUAAACAUACAGUAGAUCCAACUAUUUAAACUCAGCAUGACAUAUGAUUUCUGCUGACAUGUUUUGUCAUAUUGAUCAUUUGUAAAUUCAUCAAUCAUACAUUUAAGGAAUAGCGUGACAUGUAUAUUUACAUGUUUGUAUAUUAUGUUAUAUUUUAUUAUAAAUUUAAGGAUUUUUAAAUAGCGUGAUAUUUUGGAUCGUUGUUUUUCCACUGAUCCCAACUCAACACUUGUAAGUGUAGUUUCUUUUUUGUUGAGUUUUUGUGAUUAAGUUGUUCAGAGAGAUUUGCAAUAAAAGAAAUGUCAAGAUGGUGGACGGUGUAUGGCCCUCGCAUUUCCAUGACACAGAGCAUUAAUGUUAAUGUUACCGAAGUGAAAGGAUGCAUCGACUGUUCAUAUUCUGACAUAUUACUGUUACCUCUUUAAUGUUCAGCAAUUAAAAUUAUUUGCUAUUCUC
Molecule: messenger RNA, 9562 nt
Organism: Myripristis murdjan (pinecone soldierfish)
Lineage: Eukaryota; Metazoa; Chordata; Actinopteri; Holocentriformes; Holocentridae
Gene: tasor2
Product: transcription activation suppressor family member 2
Exons: 22
Coding region: 64-8976 (2970 amino acids)
Biological process (GO): negative regulation of gene expression, epigenetic
Cellular component (GO): nucleoplasm
Source: RefSeq, a predicted model, not a curated record